AUAUAUGAGAAGCCAAUGGGGUGUUAGGGAAAUGUGCUUGUGGACAGAGAGCUGCUUAUGAAGGUCGCAAGGAGAGUGUGUGUGAGGGCUGAGACGCGAGACAGAGAGAGACAGAGACUGACUGACUGACUGAGAGAAGAGACAGAGGUCGUUAUGUCAAAGGCUUCACGUGCAGCGAAAACUGUGAAGAAAGCCAAUGUUGCUGGUGUGAUUCGAGCAUUGGUGAGAGCGGGACAGGCAGCUCCGGGACCACCGCUUGGACCCAUCCUGGGACAGCGAGGUAUCCCCAUUGGCCAAUUUUGUAAGGAGUUCAAUGAUAAAACCAAAGAGUUGAAGGAAGGAAUCCCUCUACCUGUGAAAAUAUCUGUAAAGCCCGAUAGAACUUAUGAUUUAAAAAUUGGGCAGCCUCCGGUGUCUUAUUUCUUAAAGGCUGUGGCUGGGAUUGAAAAAGGAGCCUCGCAGACAGGUCAUGAAAUAGCAGGGAUGGUAACACUGAAGCAGCUGUAUGAGAUCGCUUUAGUAAAGUCGCAGGAUGAAGCUUUUGUAAUGCGAGAUAUGCAACUAAGAGAUGUGGUGAAAAGCAUCAUGGGAAGUGCCAAGUCACUGGGGAUCAAAGUAGUGAAAGAUUUGACAGCAGAGGAGUAUGAAAAGUUCUUAGAAGAGCGGAAACUUGUUCUCCAAGCUGCUGCCGACGCUCAAGCUGCAGAAGUUGCAGGUUCCAAAAAGAAAUGACACUCGGAUAAGACCCAUGGAACUUUGAGGAAGACGCUUAACAGGUUUUCAUUUGGAUCCAGUCUGUUAGGUUAAAUUAUAGCCCUGCCCCAAUAUUUGUAUAACAUUUUCAAAAUUUUUUGUAAUCGUUCGGAUCUGAUUUACAUGCAGCAGUUAAAGGAUAAGUAUAAGUGAAUGUAAAAUUGACGAGAGUGCUAUUCUAAGGACUUCUGCAAUUUACCUACGUUAUUUCUUUUUUAAUUCCAAGAUAUUAAGGGGUACGUGUGCUGUUUAUAUGAAUGAAUUUUGUUACACCACCACCUGCUGGUCCGUUUCAGACUGACGUAGUCAAGGAAGUUUUCCAGAAAAAGAAAGAAGGCUGGUUUGAUGUUCUUCUGGUUAGGAAAUAUGCGAAAAAAAACGUUAUCUGAGGUUUCUAAUGUUUUUCUUGAUAUCAGACCAGCCCUCUUUCUUUCUCAUGACGACAACUUCCUCGACUACUACAGCAAUUGUCAUCUGAUCGUUGGCCCAAAGGCCAAAUGAUUAGAUCAGCCUGAUCUUUAGCAUAGACAUAUGGGUGAAGACUCUGAUCUUAAAAAGUAUGGCUGCCUUUAUGGAAGGCUAAACUAUGUCCCUGCAAUGAAAGUAAAACAUUAUAGUAAAGUUAAUUUGCUUUGAUCGUCUUGAAACAAUAUAUAGAAGGCAUCUUGUGUGCAUCACCUUGUAUUGGCUAAGACGGGACCUAAUAUUGGACCACAAACCAAAAACUUCUGAAAAACUGCUCCCAAGAUUGAGAUGCAGAAAAGAAGGGUACAGCUUCGGGCACAAUCAGGAUGGAGUUUAUACUAUAUGCCUCCCACUGAAAGAUGGAGAAUUGUGAUUGAUGUGGCCUUUCCUCCAAUUGCACAUAAUUUAAAGCUUUUUGAAGUGUUUAUAAGCUAGAAGCUUUCUGAAGUCGGUUAACCGUACUGUAAGUGGGGUAAAAACUGCAAAUGUAUAUAAUGUAAUAUGAGUGACUGUGUGCAACAAGCUAUUUGCCACCAUUAAGCUGAAAAAUGCUUCAAUGGAUUUGUUGGAUUUUACAGGGGGAGUUUUGGGUAGAGAGCUUGGAGAUGUUCUAGACAAAAUAAAGAUAACACCGUUUUUCUUUAA
Molecule: messenger RNA, 1863 nt
Organism: Xenopus laevis (African clawed frog)
Lineage: Eukaryota; Metazoa; Chordata; Amphibia; Anura; Pipidae
Gene: mrpl11.S
Product: mitochondrial ribosomal protein L11 S homeolog
Exons: 7
Coding region: 154-732 (192 amino acids)
Biological process (GO): translation
Cellular component (GO): ribosome; mitochondrion; mitochondrial large ribosomal subunit
Molecular function (GO): structural constituent of ribosome; large ribosomal subunit rRNA binding
Source: RefSeq, a predicted model, not a curated record